This is a messenger RNA of Nematolebias whitei (Rio pearlfish), 2249 nucleotides long. RefSeq names its product MAP7 domain-containing protein 1. Gene Ontology annotation, cellular component: microtubule cytoskeleton. Gene Ontology annotation, biological process: microtubule cytoskeleton organization. The record is from RefSeq and is a predicted model, not a curated record. NCBI's taxonomy places the organism in Eukaryota, Metazoa, Chordata, Actinopteri, Cyprinodontiformes, Rivulidae.
GUAAUCAAUCACUUUGAUUAAAGUAGAUUCUGUUUGACCGGUGUAAACAUGUUUUAUUUUGAAGGCUGGUACCGGAAGUGGAAUGAUCCUCUCAGAACCUUGACUCGGUUCGGUCCCCCCAGCUGUAGAUUCUUCAGUAAAGACCUCCACACCCAGCUGGACGGAACCGAACCUCUGUUUUUAUAAAAAAAAAAACAUUCGGUUCCGGUUCUUGACCCUCCAGUUAGUCCUGUUCCAGGCACUGGUUCUGGUCCGGUUCUGGUUUCAGUCCGGUCUAAUUUUCGGCCACGUCUUCCUCUGCGGUUCUGGGUGUGUUUGGGUGACCCAUACCGGAGUUCUGGUCUCGGACCGCGGCGGUUCUGCGUGAGGAAUGAGCCGGACUCGGGUCCAGCCGAACCGGUACCGUCAUGGAUUAUAAAGAUCUGGCAGUUCGUCUGGAGGAGACGCUGACCCUGAAGGCUCUUCCCCUGCAGCUGGACUCUCGGUCCAUCCAGAACCAGGACCAGGUUCCAGGGAAAGACCUUCUGAGUCCAGAUGACUCGGCCGUCUCAGACCUGUCUCCUAAAACAGAGACCCCCUCAAAGACAGAAGUCUCCUCGAGGACCGACGGCCGACCCUCCACCCCCGGCUCCAGCAGCAGCCCCCAGCCCAAGAAAGACUCGAUGAGCUCCGAGCAGAGACAGAAACUGGCCCGGGAGCGGAGAGAGGAGCGCGCUCGUUACAUCGAACAACAAACUCAGCUCCAAGCAGCCAAGAAGGCCCAGUGGCUGGAGAAGGAGGAGAAGGCCCGGCAACUGAGGGAGAACCAGCUGGAGGAGCGCAGGAGGAAGCUGGAGGAGCAGAGGCUCAAGGCGGAGAAACGCCGAGCUCUGCUGGAGGAAAAACAGAGACAGAAACUAGAAAAGAACAAGGAGCGCUACGAAGCUGCAAUCAAGAGGUCUACCAAGAAGACGUGGGCCGAGAUCCGCCAGCAGAGGUGGUCUUGGGCCAGCGGACUCAACCAGACCUCCCGCAGAGAGAGCAGAUGCUCGGCCUCCACGGUCAACCUGCCGAGACAAGCGGACCCUGUCCUUAACAACCGGCUGUCCAAGUCCUCGGCCACGCUCUGGAACUCCCCCUGCAGAACUCGCAGCCUUCGUCUCAGUCCCUGGGAGAGUCGGAUCGUGGAGCGGCUGAUGACACCAACGCUGUCCUUCCUGGCCCGCAGCCGCAGCACCACCGCCCUCCUGAACCGCAGCGACUCCUCCUCCACCGGCCCAUUCAGCUCCUCCCAUCAGAACCCGAAGUCCGCCGAGCGCUGGAGGGUUUCCUCAGCCAGCACACCGGACAUCACGCAGCGGCCGCGGCGUCACAACUCUACGCCAAUGGACAAGAAGAAGAAGGAGAAGAAAGACAAGGAGCGGGAGAACGAGAAGGAGAAGAAUGCUCUGACCAAGAAGAGACAGAUGACAUCAUCACCAAGUGCCACAACCCAGAGAUCCAGGCCUGAGAGCAGUGUUACGAGAUCCAGGAACAGACGUCCUUCACCUGCUGCUCCUAAAAGUCGUCCCCUGUCCCCGUUGGUGCCGGCAGCAGCCUGUAGGACACCUGUCGGCAAAAAGACUCCUCCUCCUGCCACCACCAAGACCCGACCCAAACGGGCCCAGACACCUGUCAGAGUCCAGCCUCAGACCAUCUCUACGGUCACCAUGGAAACCGGUCCUGAACCUCCACAGCCUGAGGAGGAGAAGCCGACUCAGCUUACACCUCCUUCUCUGAGCCCAGCAGUCGUAUGGACAGCGUCUUCAUCUGCAGCGAGUGCACAGCCAACUGCUCCUCCUGCAGCUGCCUCCGUCACUGCUCCUCCUGCAGCUGCCUCCGUCACUGCUCCUCCUGCAACUGCCUCCGUCACUGCUCCUCCUGCUCCGUCUGCAGGCACUUCCCCCUCAGCUGCACCAAUCAGCAAACCAUCAGCUGGCACCAACGACCCAGAGGAGGCAGCUCGUGUCCUGGCAGAUAAACGAAGACAAGCCAGAGAGCAGAGGGAGAAGGAGGAUCAGGAGCGUCUAGAGCAGGAGCACCGCAACAGGAUUCUCCGAGAGGAGGCGAUGGCCCGCGAGGCAGAGGAGAGGAAUCGCCGAGAGGAGGAGGCCCGUUUCAUGGCAGAGCAGCAGCAUCUCAGGGACGAAGCUCAACGACUUCAGGAGGAGAAGGAGAUGCAGCAGAGAGCCAAAGUUGAACAGGAGGAGAACCAGAGGCUGCAGAGGCAG